Hansenula ciferrii is the source of this 525-nucleotide messenger RNA. It is a transcript of the gene SDH3, whose product is annotated as succinate dehydrogenase cytochrome b subunit SDH3. The record is from RefSeq and is a predicted model, not a curated record. Gene Ontology annotation, biological process: tricarboxylic acid cycle; mitochondrial electron transport, succinate to ubiquinone. Gene Ontology annotation, cellular component: membrane. The transcript has a single exon. NCBI's taxonomy places the organism in Eukaryota, Fungi, Ascomycota, Saccharomycetes, Phaffomycetales, Wickerhamomycetaceae. The coding region runs from base 1 to 525 and encodes 174 amino acids. Gene Ontology annotation, molecular function: succinate dehydrogenase activity; electron transfer activity.
AUGCUAUCUACAAGACUUGGAUUAGGUUUAUUAAAACCAUCAAAUAAAUUCUUAACUUUAAAAUCACAACAAAUUAUUUCAAAAAGAUUUAUUAAUCAAGUAACAACAACUCAUGAACGUGAACAAGAAAUUUUAACUCAACAAAGAAAAAAUAGACCUUCAUCACCUCAUUUAACUAUUUAUCAACCACAAUUAACUUGGUAUGUCUCUUCAUUACAUCGUGUUACUGGUGUCUUAUUAGCUGGUGCUUUCUAUGGUGUUACUGUUGCUUAUGCCGCUGGUGAUUUAUUUAAUUUAGGUAUUGAUUCAAAUUCAAUUGCUUCAUAUUUCCAAUCUUUAAGUACUCCAACUCAAUAUGCUAUUAAAGCAACUGCUGCUUUCCCAUUCUUCUUACAUGCUGCUAAUGGUGUUAGACAUUUAAUAUGGGAUGCUGGUAAAGAAUUAACUAUGAAGGGUGUUUAUAGAACUGGUUAUUCUGUUUUAGCAUUUACUGCAGUUAUUGGUACUUUUUACACUUUUUUCUAA